Messenger RNA from Gordionus sp. m RMFG-2023, 2499 nucleotides. Its product is annotated as DNA-directed RNA polymerase III subunit RPC5-like. The coding region runs from base 26 to 2050 and encodes 674 amino acids. NCBI's taxonomy places the organism in Eukaryota, Metazoa, Nematomorpha, Gordioida, Chordodea, Parachordodidae. The transcript is spliced from 13 exons. Gene Ontology annotation, biological process: tRNA transcription by RNA polymerase III. The record is from RefSeq and is a predicted model, not a curated record. Gene Ontology annotation, cellular component: RNA polymerase III complex; nucleus.
UUCUGGCGUGGUAAUGAAUGAAUGAAUGAAUUUUCGUAAGAUGUCUAAAGGUGCUAUAAAAGUUAUCAAAGAAAUAGAUGUUGUUGUGGUAAAUAAUCCUAAUGUUUUAUUUUUUAUCUUGCAGUUCCCCAACAAACCUUCAAAUACUACUUUGAAUCAGGAGCCUAUUUUAUCGUCACGACUUUCAAAUUUGAAAGAUGAAUUGGAAAUUCAUGUUGGACUUGACCCAUUUCAUUCAAGUCAUUAUGAUCAAAUGAAAGGGGAAAUUUUUGGUAAAAAUUACUCAAAUAUUGAAGAAGUUUUACCCAGCAAAUAUUUAGAAAAAAAAUUGUACAAGUCUCAACAUACAUUAUUAGAGGCACAGUCUAACUGCUUUGUUGGAGUUUUCAAAAAUGGUGUAUUAUAUUUGAUUCCCAUUCGUCACUUGUUGCAAAUGAGGCCUGUUUUCAAUUACCUUGAUAAAUCGAAUAGAAAGGAUCCAAGCGAUUUAAAUGUUGGCGAAAUGGAAGAUAACGAGAUCGAAAUGGGCAAAGCCGAAAUAAUCAAUGUUAAAUUCACCAACCUAAAUAUCCGAAAUUUUGGUGGUGCUACUAAUUCAGGACUUUCCACAAGUCUCACUGGUCAAUCAAAAACCAAGAUUCUCAACGAUACAUGGGAAGGAUGCGAAAUAUCGAAGACAAAUUUUAAAUCUCUUGAACAGCUUGAAAAAAUCAAAAGCGAAAAAGCAUGGACACAAUUAAAUUACGUUCCUUAUACAUCAGAGCAUGUAGAAAAAAUGAUCCCCUCGAUUUCUCAAAACUCCUUAGAAAAGGGUGCCACAAGCAGCGACCAUACUAAACCAACAUUUAUGGGUAAAACUAAAUACAUGACAUCUUUAAUUCAUAGCCUAGGGAAUCAUUACCCACAAAUAAACCAAGACACCUAUCAAACUGGUGCUAAAAAAGCUGUAGGCAUGAGAACCGAAUGGGAAAUACAAUUAUUUCAAUUGUUGAAAAGAGCUCAAGUUAUACCCUUCAAUCAAAUUUGGCGUUAUGCUCUUCAAAAUUCUGCAAAUAGCAUCAAUACACCCGAUCAUGGCGAUAUUUCGCAGUUUAAAAAGGAUAUAAUAAAUUAUCUCGUCAGUAUAGCAGAUUUGGUUGCUGGUUCUUGGGUUAUUAAAAGCGAAUACAUCUUUCCUUGCCCUGAUGAAGAUACUAACUCUGAGUCCAGUACGGAAACUUUAGAUCAUAUAUCUCACACACUUAAAACAGAUAUUAAACCACACAUAUCGUUGCUUAACAAACAACUCAAAAGUUCUAAGAGACUUAAUAAUUCAAAUGUAAUUUCAGACCCUCCUUGGGAUACCUUCAAGAUACUGAGACAAUGCCGGGAUUUUAUACUUUUUUUAUUUGAUUUAUCGAUUCAAAACACAUCAACUACUAAUAAAAAGGGUUAUUUUGCUACCAGAAAUGAUGAUUCGAACUGCGAAAUAGUAAUUACAAGGCAAAAAUUAAACCACUUUCUUAAUAUACGGAGUGAAGAUGUGCAAGGCAUAUUAAAGGGUGUGGCGCUAUUAAAACCCAAAAUAGGUUGGGUGUUUAAAUUCGAUCGAGAUACUGAAUUCAUUAACUCAACUUUAGACACCGAUACUUUACGCCGGUUUGAGAUACUUAAAACGCUUAGAAAAACCCAAAUUUAUAAAAAUAUCUCUUCGCACUUAUCAAAUUCCUUUAAAUCAACGAAUCAUAAUGUAUCCUUGAACGAUCAUAUGUUAAGAGAAUUUUUUGAUCCACAAAAUUUAGAACCUUUUCAGAAAAAAAUAGACGAAAUAACAAGUUACGACUCUCCUAACAAACCUAUGCCAGUCGAUAACCAAAAUAUCACAAUAAUAAAUGCAGUUAAUGGCACUGAAAAUUGCGAAAAUGAUAAUGAUGAAAUAGUUUUAGAUUUGAAAAAAGAAUCGGUUAAAAAGGAAGAAUAUUUUAUUGUAAAUUCAGAAGAUAAUUAUUUUCGCGGGAAGAAAAAAGACAAUAAGGUUUCGCCUAAAAAGAAAUCGCGAGGAAAACGUUAAAUAUUGCUCUACCUUUUACGUUAAUUAAUUUUAGGUUUAUAUGGAAUUUUAAAAAAUCCAAACUUAAUACACAUUAAAACAAUUGCUAUUAGUGCUAAGGAUUUCAAUUUAGGCGCUCUAAAAAAAGGCUAAGCCAAAAAAUAUUACCUAAACCUUUAUUAUAUUUUGCCUAUAGAUGAUAAAAAGGUGUGGCCCUUUUUAGACCAUAUAAAUUAAAAUUGUUUCUAAUAGCCAUGAAGGCAUAUAACUAUUUUAUUUGCUUAUGGGAGGAAUCGUUUUUAUAAUAUUAUUCUUAUAUCUGGAUUAUAAAAUUUUCUAAUCACGAUAAAUUGUAGAUAAGUAUAUAUUCGUUAUAUCAAUCGCAUUUGUAAUGUAAUGAAUUAUAAUUAUGUAAAUUGAAUCUUAUUUAUAAUUUUACGCGAAUUUUAUGCCAUAUUAUUGUUUCAUUG